This is a messenger RNA of Chiroxiphia lanceolata (lance-tailed manakin), 373 nucleotides long. Its product is annotated as myosin-8-like. The transcript is spliced from 2 exons. The record is from RefSeq and is a predicted model, not a curated record. The annotation marks the transcript as partial. Lineage: Eukaryota; Metazoa; Chordata; Aves; Passeriformes; Pipridae.
UCCGAGGAAGACCGUAAGAAUAUUCUCAGGCUACAGGAUCUGGUGGACAAGCUGCAAAUGAAGGUGAAAUCCUACAAGAGACAAUCUGAGGAGGCUGAGCAGCUCUCCAAUGUCAACCUCUCCAAGUUCCGCAAGAUCCAGCACGAGCUGGAGGAAGCCGAGGAACGGGCUGACAUUGCAGAGUCACAGGUCAACAAGCUCCGAGCCAAGAGUCGGGAGUUUCAUAGGAGGAUAGAAGAGGAAGAGUGAGAUUGUCAUCAGGUGUACAAAGUGACCUGCGGGCUGCACAAAAUGUGAACCCUGUGUCACUUCCUUCUGCAAUGUACCCACCUCAGUGCCUAGUGAAUAAAGAGUAGAUUCCUCUGCAAACACA